AAGCAGCUCCACCCUGCCGCGAGGAGGAGGAGGAGGAGGAGGAAGAAGGCGGAAGAGGAGCGACAGGUUCAGUCCGGAACAUAUUCACCCUCUGCCCGGUCAUGUUGUGGUUCCUCCGGACUGCGGCUCUCGGCUGCAGAGGUCUGACCGCUCUGCGCUGCCUGCCCGCCGGCUUCACCGCCUCCAGAAACACCGCUACAUACAUCCAGGGCCAGAGCCCCGAACCACGUAUCCGUGAAUACUUCUACUACAUUGACCACCAAGGACAGCUUUUCCUCGAUGACACGAAAGUGAAGAACUUUGUCACCUGCUUUAAAGACAAACCGUUCCUGGUCUUCUUCUUCACUCGGCUGCGUUCAAAUCAGAGUGGUCGUUACGAGGAGGACUUCCCCUUCUUGUCCCUGUGCGGCAGGGAGAGGAACUUUGUGCGCUGCGAUGACCGUCCCCUGGUCUUCACCCACCUGCUGCCGGGAGAUCAGGAGCAGCUGUCAUACUGCGGCGGGGCGGAGAAGCUGUCCGUCCCGUUCCGCCCAGAGGCGCUAUACAUGCAUCCUGUCAGUGGACGAGUUUAUCACCCCUGCUCAGAGCGAGGAGGGCUGGUUGGCUUGGUCAGGUCUGCUCUGGCCAUCGAACUCAGCCCGUUCUUUGUUUAUGCUCCGGGGCAAAGCCAAUCAGGACAGCCUACACACUUUCUCUGGGGAGGACAGGAGCACACACUGACCAAUGAGCUCGCAGCAUUCUUCCCCACUGUGGAGGAGGGCAGCGAGAAGCAGGAUGAGCUAGGAUAACAACCAGAACUUGUCAAAGGUGUGACUCAGAUUUUGAAAUGGCUGCAAUGUCCACAUCAGUGUCCUAUACAGGCAGCGAGAAAAUAAGUUGUCAAAGUUGUGAUCAGAAGCCUGAGCUGAUGUUUCUAAUUUAUCUGGCAUGUGAGAGGCGGACCCUUUAUGAUGUGGUGAUGUGUUUUGGCCAUUUUUUGGGGGGACACUUUUUUUGGCAGUGUCUCCCUUCAUUACAGUUUGCAGCGGAAAGUAAUUUUCCUUUCAGAUUCCCCAAAUUAAAUUUGAAUCUUGUUUAUCAGAUUCAGUCUCAGAUGAAACACUAAGUAGCCCAGAGAAAAAAACUUGGUAAUUAUAGCAUAUUUGCUCAAGAGAAGAGUCAUUGGCACUUUGAGUACAGAUGGUUAUACAUCAACAGCAUAUACUCACAGUAAUGUAUAACCUACAAAUGCAUAUUUGCAAACAUAUUGUCAUAUUCAACAACUACAUUUACAGAGUAGCAGAUGUCUGCAGCAGAGCUUAAUAAAGAAAAUAGCCGUAAACAUUAUUAAAUUUGCUUGCACAGAAAAUAGAAGUUCGAAUCAAAUGAAGAGUAAUAAAUGUUCCUGAAAUAAGACAGAAAGAAAACACAGUUUGAUUCUUACAAUAUUUAUUUAUAUGUGAAUAACAUUGGGAAGAUAUUCUGUUGUAAAAUAAAAUAACAGCUUCAUGAAAAGUAUUUUAAAAUGAUUAGCCAUGUUUAAUAAAGUGAGAUACUCUGACU
Molecule: messenger RNA, 1542 nt
Organism: Centropristis striata (black sea bass)
Lineage: Eukaryota; Metazoa; Chordata; Actinopteri; Perciformes; Serranidae
Gene: c9h8orf82
Product: chromosome 9 C8orf82 homolog
Exons: 4
Coding region: 102-788 (228 amino acids)
Source: RefSeq, a predicted model, not a curated record